AUGCCAUUCACGCCCAUCACCGCCGCGCCGACGUUCCGCACGCUCGAGGAGGCCGCCGAGGGCGAGCAGUCGACGCCGGCGUCGUUUGCCGCACUGCCGCCCGUGCUGCGCCUCCGUCUCGACGGCGUGCUGUGCCGCAUCUCGCCGCCGCUCGCCGGCAGCAGUGGCAGCGCCAGCAAUGGCAGCGGCAGCGCCGAGAGCCAGGCGAAGGGCUCGCUGUGGGUCACUGAUGCCGCCCUCUCCUUCAUUCCCGACACGGGCGACGGCUGGGCGCUCGACUACCCCACGCUCUCGCUGCACGCCGUCUCGCGCUCCUUCCCGGAAGGCAUGACGCCUGAGGCGUCGGGCUCCGCCGCAGAUGCAGAGAUGGCGCACCCGGCCGGCCCCGGUUGCGUGUACUGUCAGACCGACGAUGCUGCGGGCGACGAGGAGGCGGACGAGGACGACGAGGACGCCAUGCGCGAGCUCUGGCUGCUGCCGAACAGCCAGUCGGAGCUGGAGCCGCUGUUCGCUGCGCUCUCCAAGGCUGCCUCGCUGCACCCCUCUUUCGGAGGCGCCGAUGCUGCCUCGGGGCAUCCUUUCGCCGGGCUCGGCGCGUUCGGCACGGGCGCACCAGAGGGCGCAGAGGAGGGCGAAGGCGCAUUCGACGAUGCCGAGGAUGACGACGAGGCAGCAGCGGCAGAUGGCGAGCUGAGCGCCGGCGGCAGGCGCACUCUGAACCACCUGGAGGCUCUGCUCGCUGCGUCAUCCGCCCACGAUGUGCAAGACGACGACGACGCGAGCGCGCAGGCUGGUCCAUCGCGGCAUCCUCCUGCUUCGCCGACUGCUUCAUUCCACUCGUCGGACCCGCGACGCCUGCAGUCCGGCGGUCUCGACGUCGGCGAGGCGGAGGCAAGCGGCGCAACGAACACAUUGCACUUGACUGCUCUGCCGCCGCUCUUCUUCGAGGAGAUGGAGCUCGUCUCUGGCCUGCUCGACUUGCUCCACGCCCACGGCCCGCUCGCGAGCUGGCAUCCGCUGCCGGCCUUCGGCCGUGCCAUCGUCGUUUUUGAGCAGGCUAGCGAUGCGGCAAAGGCAAAGGUGCAAAUUGACGGUCUGCGCCUUGUCUUCGAGGAUGACGAGGCUGGACCGAUCAAGCGCCAGCAAGGCGAUCGCUCGCCCGCCAUCCGUGCCUACUUCGGCCCGCAGUCGCCACUGCACUACGAGGAGGCAUCGCGUCUGCUCGGCGUGCCCGUGACAGACCGCAACUUCCUCAUCUCACCGCCGGGCUCGCCGCCCGUUGGCUGGGAGCCGAUCCGCGAGGACCCGCCAAACACGGCGACGCUGGCCGACGACCUCAUCCGCGCUCUCGGCGCACUGCGCGACUCGGGCGCCAAUGUCGCAACGCAGCCUGCUGCAUCGGCGCCAGGCGCAAGCCGUGGCUCGUCUGGCCUGCAGGCGCCCAGCCUCGUCAUUCCGCCGACUCGCACCGUAGCGCCGCCGCGCCAUCCGCUCGCACCUCAGCGUGCGCCGCUGGCCGACGACGGCACCAUCGCAGUGCCAGGCGUCACAGUACAGGCAUAUGAUCCGGAGCCGGAGGAGCUCGACCCCAGCGCCAGGCCAGCACACUCGAUCAGCAGUGUCAAGGCGACGAUCGAGAGCAUGCGCGGUGCCUCGCCGUCCUUCCCAGCUGCCGAAGACAACGCACAGACCGUACCCACUGCCCAUCUGCCGGCGCUGGCGCUAGCCCCGGCGCUGGGCGCGGGGCUGGACGGCAACACGGGCAAGCGCAUCACGCCGACAGGCCGCCCGCCGCUGGCGUGA
Molecule: messenger RNA, 1803 nt
Organism: Tilletiopsis washingtonensis
Lineage: Eukaryota; Fungi; Basidiomycota; Exobasidiomycetes; Entylomatales
Product: Calcipressin-domain-containing protein
Exons: 5
Coding region: 1-1803 (600 amino acids)
Biological process (GO): calcium-mediated signaling
Cellular component (GO): cytoplasm; nucleus
Molecular function (GO): nucleic acid binding; calcium-dependent protein serine/threonine phosphatase regulator activity
Source: RefSeq, a predicted model, not a curated record